CACAGCUUACUGAGCUUCAUGUUAAUGUUUCGUUCGCCCGCUUUUUGUGUCUUUCACGGCUGCCACCCUCCCUCUGUGCGGCCCCACCCUGUGGCCCCUCCGCUGUGGACUUUUCAGGGGGGUGUUGUCUGCUCCUAUAAAAGCCUGAUUUGAAUCCCUAGCAAGAUCCAGUCCACAUCAUGGAGAGCCAGAGAGUCCAGUCUUCAUACAGGAAGCGCUUUGGGCCUCACAGUUCCAGCAGUCCUGCAGCCAGAGUGGGAAGUUUGUCUUCCAGUCGCCUCUCCUGGCAUGGCACCCCUCGCAGCUUCACCCUCUCCAGCCCGGCGUCUCGGGUCUCAUCCAACAUGACCCUGCUAACGGGGAGCCCAGUGGACCGUCUGGACUUCACAGCUGACUCCAUUAUAAAGGCCCACUUUAAAGAGAUGCGCACCAACGAGAAGAUGGAGAUGAUGGGCCUGAACGACCGCUUUGCCAGUUUCAUCGAGAAGGUCCGCAUGCUAGAGCAGCAGAACAAGGUCUUGGUGGCCGAGCUGAACCAGCUGAAGGGCAGGGAGCCCAGCCGUCUGGGUGACGUCUACCAGGAGGAACUCAGGGAGCUACGCAGGCAGGUGGACGGCCUCACCAACGGCAAGGCCCGUCUGGAGAUCGAGAGGGACAACCUGGCGGCCGACGUGAUCACGCUCAAGCAGAGGCUGCAGGAGGAGACUGGGCAGCGGCAGGAAGCAGAGAACAACUUGAAGACCUUCAGACAGGAUGUGGACGAGGCGGCUCUCAGUCGGGUCCAGCUAGAGAGGAAGAUUGAAGCUUUGCAGGAUGAGCUCGAUUUCCUGAAGAGAAUUCACGAGGAGGAGCGGCGGGAGCUGCAGGAGCAGAUCAUGGCUCAGCAGGUCCACGUGGACAUGGAUGUUUCCAAACCGGACCUGACGGCGGCUCUCAGAGAGAUCCGUGUCCAGUAUGAGAACGUGGCGUCAUCAAACAUGCAGGAGACUGAGGAGUGGUACCGAUCCAAGUUUGCAGACCUGACGGAUUCGGCCACUCGUAACGCAGAAGCUCUCCGUCAGGCCAAGCAGGAAGCCAACGAAUAUCGCCGUCAGAUCCAGGUGCUCAACUGCGAUUUGGACUCCCUGCGAGGAACCAAUGAGUCUCUGGAGCGUCAGCUGCGAGAGAUGGAGGACCGCUUCACUUUGGAGACGGCUGGCUACCAGGACAACAUCGGCCGUCUGGAGGAGGAGAUCCAGGCACUGAAGGAGGAGAUGGCUCGACACCUGCAGGAGUACCAGGACCUGCUCAAUGUGAAACUGGCCCUGGACAUUGAGAUCGCCACCUACAGGAAGCUGCUCGAAGGAGAAGAGAGCCGGAUCACAAUUCCAGUCCAGAGCUUCUCCAAUCUGCAGAUCCGAGACACUAAUCUGGACACUAGAACUGCGGAAGCUCACGUGAAGAGAAGCAUCCUGGUCCGAACAGUGGAGACCAGAGACGGAGAGAUCAUCAAGGAGUCCACCACCGAGCACAAAGAUCUCCCGUAAUCUCUGGACUAUUUCUCGCUGAUAAUCUGAUGAUAACGUCAACUUGAGUCAUACCAACGCUGACUAUAGUAACACGGUCACCAGAAGACUGAGCUCUGGUUCUAGAAUUAGAGUUAUGUAGAUGCAACUGUUAUUAUCCUAAUCUAUAAGAAACACAGCAGCUACAUUUCAACACAUGCAUUCUAAGUCAUAAAACCAUCUGACCAGCACCAGACUACCAUUUCUGUCACACCAAAAGAUUAACCUUUUACUGGAAUAAUCUGUAUAGCAGCCAAGAUAACUUUAGUGCAGUGUUUGUUUUUUUUAUUCUGUAAUGAGAGAGAGAAAUUCAGAUUUUCGUUAUGUGUUGCACGUUGGUAGAUAUUGCACGAUAAUGAAUCACUGAAUUUAGUUAGUGACAUGACAUGACCUGGCUGACAAAGGUUGGGCCUAACUGCUGUCACACACCAGUGUGAAAACGUAAAAAAUAUAUGGCCUACAAUAAGAACCUUCAGUCGCAGGUGUCAAACGUGGGGCGCGCAGCCACAUCCAAGCCAGCUGAGUCCUUUUAUAUGGCCCGUCACAUCUCGACAUGGUGAACUUGACACGCUGAAGGUGCGAGGCGUUUAAGGACGGGAAGUGUAUUUAUGUUUGUGCUUAAAGAGGAAAACCAGAAUGUCUUAAGUGACAUGAAUCAACAUGUAAUGACACUAAACACAGUGGUCGACUCUCAACAAUCUAACAUGUGGACUGAUCUGUCUUUUGACUCAUAUCCCGUGGUAAAGAGGACCCGGGGACUUGGCCUGCCACCAGCGUUUGACCUUUUGGCCCGUUGCGGUUGGAGUCACAGCUGGAGUCUGUAUCAUGGUGCUUGCUUGAUAUAUGAAACUGGUUAUUUGAUUUAAGUUGGGACCUAAAGUUGGGACGACCCGUUUUGUUCCGGAGGUGCUGCCAUGAGAACUAACUAAAUAAACUGACAUUUUAACUCUAGAAAUGUAAGUAACUUUGUGUUGACUUUAUUUUUGUCAACCAAAAUACUAGUGUUGGCAGAGGAUUUUUUUUUUGAAAACAAGAAGUGCCAUGUGACGUCUGACAUGUUCUGCUAUCAUAGUGUUCUGAAACUGAUGUGAAGGACAAAUGGUUUCCAUGAUUUAAAUCAAUGUGAUGUGUUGUACGUGUCUCUGAUGUGGUGUGUAGUCGGUACGUCGCUAUACUGUAUGUUCGUGAGAAGUGGUGAAGGAGUGUCGCGAGGAAGUCUGUCCGAGUUAAAAUAGGAUGAAAGGAGAUGGAGACCUGUGUUUGAUGGAGGAGCGUGAAUUUGAGUGAUGAAUCUCUCCGGUGCUAUUCGACUUAACCUGUUCUCUGCCGAUUGGAUUAAAUCUUGACUGACCUGGA
Messenger RNA from Synchiropus splendidus (mandarinfish), 2900 nucleotides. RefSeq names its product glial fibrillary acidic protein (gene gfap). The transcript is spliced from 9 exons. The record is from RefSeq and is a predicted model, not a curated record. NCBI's taxonomy places the organism in Eukaryota, Metazoa, Chordata, Actinopteri, Syngnathiformes, Callionymidae. Gene Ontology annotation, biological process: regulation of chaperone-mediated autophagy; intermediate filament organization. The coding region runs from base 180 to 1526 and encodes 448 amino acids. Gene Ontology annotation, molecular function: structural constituent of cytoskeleton. Gene Ontology annotation, cellular component: cell projection; intermediate filament; cytoplasm.